Phaeodactylum tricornutum CCAP 1055/1 is the source of this 603-nucleotide messenger RNA. RefSeq names its product glutaredoxin (gene GLRXC2). NCBI's taxonomy places the organism in Eukaryota, Bacillariophyta, Bacillariophyceae, Surirellales, Neidiaceae. Gene Ontology annotation, molecular function: glutathione disulfide oxidoreductase activity. Gene Ontology annotation, biological process: cellular response to oxidative stress. Bases 1 to 603 code for a protein of 200 amino acids. Gene Ontology annotation, cellular component: cytoplasm. The record is from RefSeq and is a predicted model, not a curated record. The transcript has a single exon.
AUGAAGUCGUUCAUUGCUUGUGCGUUCAUCCUGGCUUCUGCCGCUGCCUUUGCCCCGCAGCCAGGCUCGCCCGUGCUCCGGUCGACUUCGGCACUCUCGGCCUCGCCGUCGGAUGAUCGCAGCCCGAAUCCCAUUAUCAAAGUAAUGGCACAAGGAAUGGGACUAUUGAAGCCGCUAUUUGCGGCCGAAGCACAGAUUCAGGCCACUAUUCUGGGAAAGCUAACGGGUGUGGACGAGGACGAAAUUGAAGCCACCAUUGCGGCCAACAAAAAAAGCAACAAGGUGUUGAUAUACACGUACGGCCUCUCCCCCUUCUCAUCCGAAGCCGUCAGUAUGUUGGAAGCUUCUGGUUACGACUAUGAGAAGAUUGAGCUCGGAGCGGAAUGGUUUUUGCUUGGAGGGAAAGAAAGUGUAACACGCGUGGCGCUGGCGAAACAGGUAGAGAAUGGAGCGACGUCGUUACCGAAGAUUUUCAUUGGUGGUCAGUGUAUAGGCGGUUGUUCGGAACUUGCCGGACUUGUGGAGAGCAAAGAGCUCGAUGCAUUGAUGAAAAAAUCUGGUGUGACCAAGAAGGGUGCGAAAAAAUCUUUGAAGAUGUUUUAA